AUGAAGACGAACAUGGCGCGACUGCGGGCGUCCAUCGCGGGGCUGGCUGCGCUCGCGCUGAUCUUCCCAGCCGUCGUCGGUGGACGGGAUCUGCGGCAAGAGGAGGAGGGAGAGGGUGCGGGUCCGACGACGUUCACCAUCGCGAGCGGGCCCUCCGCAUCAGCAGAGGCGGACUUCGGGUUCGCCACGGGCGGCGCGCAGGACGUCUCGAACUUCCGUGCCAACAUCAAAGCAGGGAAGCUGCCCCUGCCGACGGACGUCACGUUCGGCGGCGUCGUGAAGGACUACUUCUUCGACACGUCCAGCCCAGACCAGGCACCGUGCCAGGAGCUCUUCUGCCCGCGGUUCUCCUACGCGCUGUCGCGCCCGCCGAGGAUCUCGCCGCGCGCGGAGGGGGAUCCGGCAGUCCCGCGCGACCUCUUCUUGACCGUCGGACUCGACUCCGGCAUGACGGCGGAGCAGGCCGCGCGGAAGGACAUCGAUCUCGUGGUGGUCCUCGACAUCUCCGGGUCGAUGUUCAGCCCCUUCGACAGGUACUACUACGACCCCGACACGGGCCAGGAGCGCGAGCUCACCGAGGACGAGGCCCGCGUCACGAAGAUGAAGGUUGCGGUGGAGGCCGUCGUCGGCGCGAUCGAGAAGCUGCGCGGGAACGACCGGCUCGGGGUCGUGCUGUUCGACGACGACGCGUGCGUGCCGAAAGGACUGGAGCGGCUGGCGUGCACGGACGUUGACCGGCUGAAGCGCGAGAUUCGGCGGGACGUGGCGGCCAGCGGCGGCACCGACAUCUCCCUCGGGUACGACCGCGGCACCGCCGAGCUGCGGGGGUGCCGCGCGUGCAGCCGCGCCUCGCUCGCGGAGCGCGAGCGGCGCAUCCUGCUGGUGACCGACGCGCAGCCCAACCUCGGCGACACCAGCGAGAGCGGCCUCUUGGCGCGCAUCCGCGCCAACGCCGCCGAGGGCAUCUUCACGACGGUCAUCGGCGUCGGGCUCGAUUUCAACACGGAGCUCGUCGAGGCGCUGGUCGCGGUGCGCGGCGCGAACUACUUCUCGGUGCACACGCCAGGUGCGUUCAAGGAGCGCGUGGCGGACCGCUUCGACCUCAUCGUCAACCCCCUUGUAUUCGACCUGACGCUGGCCGUCGACCCCGAGUCGGUCAGCGCGGGCUGGAAGGUGCUUGCGGCGUAUGGCACGGGCGCGGACGAGGAGUUCGACGAGGGCGCGUCCGACAGGCCGCUGAUCGAGAUCCCGACGCUCUUCCCGUCCCCAAAGACCGCGGCCGGCGUCAGGGGGGGGGUAAUCCUCCUGCGCGUGAGCGCUCCGAACAACGACGGCGCCGCGGAGACGCCGCUGCGUGUCACUGCGAGCUACGAAGACCGCUCGGAGCAGCGCCGCGAGGUCACAAGGGACGUUCCGUUCCCUCUGGAUCGAAUGCCUGACUCAGGCGAAUUAUACCAGUCCUCCGGGGCGCGCAAGGCCGUUCUGCUGGCUCGCUACACGGACCUGCUCCGAGGCUGGCUGGCCGCGGAGUGGCAGCGCUGCGGGGCGCCGCCGGCGACGUGCUCGGCGGACGACCACGGCGCAUGGUACGCCCCAGCGCAGCAGUGCGCGACGUGGGCGGGAGGGCGGUACUGCGAGAACUGGCCGCGGGACGACCUCGUUCGCGCGGUCACCAAACAAGAGGACCAGUCGGAGGACGAGUGCGCGGUGCGCAGCUUCCUCGCCGUCCCCGGCGACGGCGCCGGCGGACCGUCCUCUCUGUGCAUCUUGCCGCUGCCCCCCCCCCUCGUGCGGCGGCUCGGGAGGUGGGAGCGCCAGUCGCGCCCGCUGACAGUCUCGGACGACAGCGCGCGGGCCCUGGAGCUCUUCGCGCCGUACCUCGCGGCACAAGCGCAGGCCGUCGGGGACCCCGAGCUCCUCGAAACCGAGCGCAACGUCCUGUCCUCCGUGCUGCAGCGCACCGGUGCCGGCAACGGCGACGGCGCGAGGCGCUGA
This is a messenger RNA of Pedinophyceae sp. YPF-701, 1995 nucleotides long. The record is from the annotation of a GenBank genome assembly. Lineage: Eukaryota; Viridiplantae; Chlorophyta; Pedinophyceae.